Molecule: messenger RNA, 5691 nt
Organism: Python bivittatus (Burmese python)
Lineage: Eukaryota; Metazoa; Chordata; Lepidosauria; Squamata; Pythonidae
Source: RefSeq, a predicted model, not a curated record
GAAGAUGGAAAACUGGCGGAUCAUGUGAUGCCCAAGAUGGCUUCUCUGUGUCAGAGGCAGCUGAGUUCGAUGCGCGAAGGGUGCUUGUGAGGCGGGCUGGUCUGCAGGGAGGCAGAAAUUGCGUGGCCAUGCAGAAAAUCAAGUCUCUGAUGACCCGACAGGGUCUUAAAAGUCCUCAGGAGAGUAUUCAUGAUUUGAGCCCCCUUGAGAACUUCAGAAUUCCAAGCAAGGAAGAACUUAGAGAGCUCCGGGAACAACCAAUUGAUCCUCAGGCCCAGCAGGAAAUAAUUAACAGCAUUGAAGAAAUCUAUUUUUCCAAUGAUUCCUUUGAUAUUGUUAAGUAUGAGUUGGAGAAGCUGCCACCUAUUCUUGGUCUUCAGGAACUGGAAGAGUAUAGAGACAAGCUAAAGCAACAGCAAGCAGCUGUAUCUAAAAAAGUUGCAGACUUGAUCCUUGAAAAGCAGCCUGCAUAUGUCAAGGAACUUGAACGAGUUACAUCAUUGCAGACAAGCCUUCAGUUAGCUGCUGUUAUUUGCACAAAUGGAAGACGGCAUCUGAAUACAGCUAAGGAGGGCUUCACUCAAGCCAGCUUGGGUCUUCUUGCAAAUCAACGGAAACGCCAGUUGCUGAUGGGACUGCUAAAAUCUCUGAGAACAAUAAAAACCCUGCAACAGACUGAUGUGCGUUUAAGUGAAAUGUUGGAGGAGGAAGAUUAUCCAGGGGCUAUACAACUAUGCCUGGAAUGCCAGAAGGCAGCUAGCACUUUCAAACACUACAGUUGCAUAAGUGAAUUGAAUUCAAAAUUGCAGGACACUUUGGAGCAAAUUGAGGAGCAGUUAGAUGUUGCACUUUCCAAAAUAUGCAAGAACUUUGACAUCAACCAUUAUACCAAGGUGCAGCAGGCGUACAGGCUACUUGGAAAAACACAGACAGCAAUGGACCAACUGCAUAUGCACUUUACUCAAGCCAUUCACAACACAGUUUUCCAAGUUGUCCUUGGAUAUGUUGAAUUGUGUGCAGGAAACACUGACACCAAAUUUCAGAAGCUUCAGUACAAGGAUCUUUGCACACACAUUACAUCAGACAGCUACAUUCCAUGCCUUGCUGAUUUGUGCAAAGCCCUAUGGGAGGUCAUGCUGAGUUAUUAUCGGACAAUGGACUGGCAUGAAAAAUACGACCAUGGGGAGCCUCCUUCCUCUUCUGAUGGAAAUAACAUAAUGGAUGCAGAGGAGACCAAUUUUGACCGCAGCUAUGUGAAAAAAAAAUUGGAGCAUGGGCUUUCACGAAUAUGGCAGGAUGUCCAACUGAAAGUGAAGACCUAUUUGCUGGGCACAGAUAUGUCUAACUUCAAAUAUGAUGACUUCAUAUUUGUACUGGAUAUUAUCAGCAGGCUGGUACAAGUUGGAGAAGAAUUUUGUGGCAGCAAGUCAGAGGUCUUGCAAGAUUCCAUUAGAAAACAAAGUGUUAAUUAUUUCAAGAAUUAUCACAGAACUCGUCUUGAAGAACUGCGAAUGUUCUUAGAGAAUGAAACUUGGGAGCUUUGUCCUGUUAAAUCAAGUUUCAGCAUAUUGCAACUUCACGAAUUUAAGUUCAUGGCACAAUCGCGUUCCCCUACUGUGUCACCAAGCAAGCAACCUGCGUCAGAAACAGAAAGCGCCGUAACUCUUUUUGAGCAGUAUCGUAAUGGAGGAAAUCCCUUUGAAAUCCAAGCCAACAACAAGGAUGAUGAGACAGAAGAUGUGCUGGCUUCUAAUGGGUAUGAGUCGGAUGAACAGGAAAAGAGCGCCUAUCAAGAGUAUGAUAGUGACAGUGAUGUUCCUGAAGAACUGAAAAGGGACUAUGUUGAUGAACAGACUGGAGAUGCCCCAGUAAAAAGCGUUUCUCGAGAAACUCUGAGAAGCAGGAAGAGAUCAGAUUAUUGCCUCAACAAGGUGAAUGCUCCCAUUUUAACCAACACUACACUUAAUGUAAUUAGGCUUGUUGGUAAAUACAUGCAGAUGAUGAACAUUUUGAAGCCCAUUGCAUUUGAUGUGAUUCACUUUAUGUCACAGCUUUUUGAUUACUACAUGUAUGCAAUCUAUACAUUUUUUGGCCGAAAUAACACAUUUGAAUCAACUGGACUCGGACUCAGCAGCAGUAGGCUUCGUACCACCCUGAACAGAAUCCAGGAAAGCUUGAUUGAUCUGGUGUGGUUUUGGAAUCACUACAUAUAUACAAAUACCCAUUGAAGAUACAUGAGGACUGGAAAUCCAGAGGAAAAUUCUAAAGAGGAUAAACAUGUUAGACUUUUGACAGCACUUGCUAACAGUGCUUGUUAUAACAUCCAUGGGUUUCAGAUUGCAGUAUAACACAUGAUGAGAGUCCAUGUCUUUGAUCAUUAAACUACUCUAGGAUGAGGAGUAGUGUAGAUGCAGCACAGGGAUAGACCAUGUUGUUUGCAAACAGUGUAUGGGUUUAGGUUUAAGUCCUGUAUCUCUCUCUCUUUCUCUUUUUGUAAGAAUUGAUGAAUGGAAUGACCACUUUCUCCCUGAGACCCUAGAAUCUUUCCUUCCUUUAGCUGGACAAAUACUUUCACUGAAAAUGAAGCAGAGUUCUUUCUUAAUAUAUAUUUGUUUUCCUUCAAGGAAAGGUUUCCUAAAAGAAAGUUUAAGGUUUUAAACUGGUAAAUGUUUCACUGAGAAUCAGGUUAAGUUUGUAUUCUUUAUAUCCUCUUCUUUUUUUAAACCAUCUAAAUGGUAAUCUCAGUAAGAUAUUUGUUUUCCAGAGUGUAUUUGCACUAAAUACGUAUUUUGUCAUUCUGCUCAUGCACAGUUUAUUUCUGAGCCCAUACAAAAAUGAAAGGAGUUAAUUGGAGUAGCUAAGAGAGAAAAGUAGACUUCCCAAGAGAGAAAAAGAUUGGGUCUGGCUUUGAGACAUGUAUAUAAAACCUUGUUGUUGUCAUUUAAUUUGCGUUUAUUAAGAUGAACUUAUACCAUUUAUGUUUACAGGAGAAAAUUGCUCAUACUAGGCAGAAAUUUGAAUAUUUUACAAAAAUCUAGAGGAAAUGUUUUAUACUAACCUUAGUAUAACCUUAUACUAACCUUAGAUUGUUUGAAGCCCUUCCAAAUGUGUUGGGUACAGACACAACUCCUAGAAAACUUCCAGAAUUCAUAGUCAAACAUCGUUUUGGCCAGUGGGGCUAGGAUUCUGGAAGUUAUUGUUCCAAACCUCUGAAGGGUGCUAAGUAGAGAAAGUUUUUCAUUAAUGUAUGUUUAUAUAAAGUAGACUAUCUCACAGAUCACCCUGUGUUUUCAGCUAUAAAUCUGCAGGGUUAUACUUCCACUGGGAAGAAAAGCCUAUGCUAUUAUAGCCAUAUCUAUAUAACUUCCCUUGAUAGUCUACAGAAUUAGCAGGCUGAGUGAAAGUCAGUGAUCUCAGUCCUGCUCCUUUUUCUGGGUGGGAAAUCUAUAUACAAAGAAGUAAAGUGAAUGAUCAUUAGGACUGCUGCAAAUUGGAGAACAUUUUUCUUUAGCAGUUCAGGAACAGUUCUUUGAUGAUAGUUAUGUAUAGGACCAUUGGAGCUUAAAGGCUGUUUGAGUCAUAGUUUACAGGGGAACAGAAGUAGUGUCAUGGUUGGUGGGUUGUUUCUUUUACCCUUGUAGAACAAGCUAUCCAUCCCUAUAGGUUCCUCAGCCGUGGCAAUAGGUAGCCUUCAACUCCCAGAAUUCCCCAGCCAGCCUGCUAUAGAUGGAUGGGUGAAUGCAAAUCAUGUGUUGCCCAGGAGACCGAUUAAGUUCUCAACUGCUUAGACUGAAUCAAGUAUUGUUGUGAAUAUAGCACAAGCUGGCUUAGAAUGUAUAACUUUUUAUUAUUUUAAAAAGAUUGUAUUAUGCGCUUUAGUUGCAAUAUUCUGCAUGAUUGCUUAGAGGUAAUCUUUGAAUUCAACCAUGCUUUCACCUGAACAACCAUAUACAAAGAAGUGCAUCUCUUUUAUGUAAUUGUAGGCAAUCUAAAAAAUCAAAGCACAUUACAAAAAUGUCUGCCAAAUUUAUUUAAAGAUUUAAUAAGUGGGCAGCUAGGGUUUGCAUGAGUUCUCAGUUUCUAAUCUGUUUGCUGUAGCAGUUUUAAUAAGCAGAAAAUAGCACCAACUACUUUUCAGACUUUUAAAGAUGAUUUGUUCAUAUCAAAGGUCUAAGACUUCAAGCAAUCUUCUUUACCCAUUCUAUUCCUUAAUUUCCGAGAAAUCUUUCUUUGGUAAUGACGUCUAGCUGUUACCUUUUUGACCAACUGCAUUUUGGAUGAUUUCCUGCUCCAUGUUGACUUUGAAUUGUUCUAUUAAGUUUAAUAAGGAUAAUUUUGCUUUAAAUAAGGCAAGUUCUUAAGUGGUUCUGUCAGAAGCAAAAAAAGUAAUCAGUUGCAUCAAACAGAAGUAAUUUCAGACCCAUUUUCAUUUAUGACUUAAGAGAUUUGGGCAUAUUGCUUUAGAAUUAAUUAAGAUAAACAUUAAGGUCAUAUGUGUGCAGGGAAAAGGUUCAGCAUUCACUUCUCAACAAUACUAAGGAUAAAAAGGACAUAAAUCUACUAGAGAACAUUUUAAAGGAGCUAUAGGAAAUUAAACCAGCUCUUGGGUAUUAGUUCUUUAGUUGUUCUUCUGGAUCUGAAAAGCUAUCUUGGUGGUUGGAUGUAUUUGAUUAGCCCUGGUCAUGUCUUAUAUGUGGGGAGGAGAAGAGAUGGUGUUGUCUACAAAUUGUUGGAAUUGGGCAUAUAUCCAAAGUUCAUGUGGAUGUGUUUUGUGUUCCCAGCUAUUCCUGGUAAGUAGAAGAUAAUGUAUAGCAGAUCUACCUAAUAUCUUGAUCAAAGAUUGUGGUACUGGGCUAGAAUGACUAAUGGUCUUACUCAGUUUAAGGAAGUACACAAUCUUACCUUCCAUAAAUUUAUCUACCUACGACUAUUAUACAACUGGGCUGUAUGAAACAUCCAGUGGGAAUCUACUGGGGCACAGAUGUUUCAUAAUUUUAAAAUUCCUUUUACAUCACCUAUAAGCAAAGCAAUAAACUGGGUUGUCACUCCUCUGCUGUGAGUUUAAGGCCAUGGUUCUCCAAGGAAUCUUUAUGAAUAUUAUGCAGUGUUUGUCUCUUGUAUAGAUUGUUUAACAUUAAAUUCACAGAGAACUUGUUCGUUCGAUAACAGAACAAGGACACAUUUUGGUUUGCAAUAUAUUUAGUAAGUGAAGUUUUAAUUAAUAUCAUCCAUCAACAUGAAGGGUAAGAGAUUAGUUUCUGUACCCAUGCUUGUAUAUUUUGAUGGCUAUACACUGGACUAUAGUCAGAUGUAGAAUAUAUCCUUUAAAAAAGCAGAUACAUUUUUUAGUUUAUCUAGAAUUUUGCAAGGUAAUGGGUAGUCUAGUUUCCAUAUUUGGCAGAAAGAUUUUGAGAAGGGGAAGAUGCAUCUUUUGACAUCUUUCUGUUGAAACCAAGAUAAUGGCCUGUUAAAUAAUUUGAAUUAUUGUUAGAGAGAUGGAGGGCCAAAUUAUAUAUUAAUUUCAUUGUGUUACUUGCCCAUGAGGACAGAUUUUUCUCUCCACAAAUAGCAAUAUUGUGGUUUGGCUUAAUUUUUCAAUAUAGAAAAAUAGGUUAAUAAUCUUUAUCUCUGGUAAGCCUGGUAAGUUGCUUGGGCAGGCUUUGCUAGAUUAAUGAGUGGGGUGGGAUGGGG